AAACAAUAUAACCAACUCAUGCUUUUUUAAAUCAAAUGAGUAACUGACUGGAUCUCUUAUUAAUCUCCACAUCUGUGUAAAGAGAGUCUUGCCUUCUUUUGAGCCUAAGUCAUGAGUUGGAUGUUCCUCAGAGAUCUCCUGAGUGGAGUAAAUAAAUACUCCACUGGGAUUGGAUGGAUUUGGCUGGCUGUCGUGUUUGUCUUCCGUUUGCUGGUCUACAUGGUGGCAGCAGAGCACGUGUGGAAAGAUGAGCAGAAAGAGUUUGAGUGCAACAGUAGACAGCCCGGUUGCAAAAAUGUGUGUUUUGAUGACUUCUUCCCCAUUUCCCAAGUCAGACUUUGGGCCUUACAACUGAUCAUGGUCUCCACACCUUCACUUCUGGUGGUUUUACAUGUAGCCUAUCAUGAGGGUAGAGAGAAAAUGCACAGAAAGAAACUCUAUGUCAGCCCAGGUACAAUGGAUGGGGGCCUAUGGUACGCUUAUCUUAUCAGCCUCAUUGUUAAAACUGGUUUUGAAAUUGGCUUCCUUGUUUUAUUUUAUAAGCUAUAUGAUGGCUUUAGUGUUCCCUACCUUAUAAAGUGUGAUUUGAAGCCUUGUCCCAACACUGUGGACUGCUUCAUCUCCAAACCCACUGAGAAGACGAUCUUCAUCCUCUUCUUGGUCAUCACCUCAUGCUUGUGUAUUGUGUUGAAUUUCAUUGAACUGAGUUUUUUGGUUCUCAAGUGCUUUAUUAAGUGCUGUCUCCAAAAAUAUUUAAAAAAACCUCAAGUCCUCAGUGUGUGAGUGCCACAGCCUCAGAUGUGCUGAAUGUGGUAGGAGAGGGACCCCUCCCCUACUCCAGAAUCAUCAUUCACACUUGGCCAUAA
Messenger RNA from Pan troglodytes (chimpanzee), 866 nucleotides. RefSeq names its product gap junction protein beta 7 (gene GJB7). The record is from RefSeq and is a predicted model, not a curated record. The transcript has 2 exons. Gene Ontology annotation, molecular function: gap junction channel activity. NCBI's taxonomy places the organism in Eukaryota, Metazoa, Chordata, Mammalia, Primates, Hominidae. Gene Ontology annotation, cellular component: connexin complex. Gene Ontology annotation, biological process: cell-cell signaling. The coding region runs from base 112 to 783 and encodes 223 amino acids.